CCGUACUCGUAACGAUGCAUAAGUCUGUGUUGCAAUGCAUUUGUCUGCAAGAACGCAUGAGCCUGGCCUUGCGUGUGUCCGACAGACUCUGAGUCGUCACUCCACAAAGUGUGCCCUGAUGCCAGCGUCCAUCAGCCCGAUGGAGGAUGCAAUGCCAAACCCGCCCCUCUCUCUAUUCCGCUAUACAGCCAGCUAACCCAUACGCUUCUUCCUCAUCACACACAGCGCACAUUCCACUACCAGACCACUGCCUCCCAUUCCCCCGCUGCACAAGACAAGGCCCGCACCAUCCAUCAACCAUCCAUCAGAACCUCAUCUUGAUGCCGAGGUCCGUCUGCGCCACCCACUCAGCGAUCUGCCGCCCAUACAGCUCCUCACACAGCAUCUCAGCCUCUAACACCUGCGCGGCGGGGAACAUACGGAGAAGGGAGUUGAGCUCCCUCUCUGACGCACGGAGGGCCUGCGCGGUGAACUGGACCUUCUCUGGCGUCAUAGUCUUGAGCGCCACGCGACUCUGUGGGAUGGUCUUGCUCACCUGCCAUGCAGCAAGCACAGGACAUGGGAAUGGCGCGUGUGUUGUCUGUCUUUCUGUCUUGUGUGUGGUGGGGUGCUGUGCUGACAUGACACUGACUUUGUUCCAUCCGUCGUACUCUAUGGCCUGCGCCAGAUACUCGAGGGCGUCUCUCCCAUGCUCGACGCCCUUCGCCCGAACGUUCCUCGGCAGAGCGCUCUCGGCCUCGUCGACGUUCUGCCUGAAGCCGUACUCCUUGAAGAGCUCCUUCACUCUAAGGGCCAGUGUUGACACAUCCUGCCGCUCCGCCUUGGCCACCAACUGCCGAAUACACUCCCUGCAGACACAGCAGAGCAGAGCCGAUAUGCAAUGAGUGACUGCAAUGAACACUGGCUCGUUGACAGUCACUGCAGUACCUGAUGCGCACCAGGUUCACCAGCGUCCGCCUGAGGUCCUCCGCGGCUUGUGCCAGCGGUGGAUCUGCCAGCAGCAGGAGGGCCGACACGAGGCUGCAGGAAACAAGAUCACCACCCACAUGAUACCGCCUCCGGGCAAGCACCCAAGAUGAUUCGUCGCUUGAGCUGGUCAGCGCCGUCAGUGCCGUGUCAGCCGCCUUUGCAGCGAUGGGUGGGGUCGUCGGAAUCCGAUGCAGCUUCCAGAAGCUGUGCAGGGUGCAGCCGUGCACAUGGUGUUGCGGCGGGAUGAAGAGUGGCUGAUAGUUUGAAGAUGCGGCGAUGGAGAGCAUCAUGGCCAUGCGUAGCACAACCGCUAGCAUUGAUGUCGU
Messenger RNA from Vitrella brassicaformis, 1295 nucleotides. The record is from the annotation of a GenBank genome assembly. Lineage: Eukaryota; Vitrellaceae.